AUGUCUGUCGACAACAACUUAGCAGACCAGGGCAGCGAGUUUUGGAUAUUCGGAUAUGGGAGUUUGAUCUGGAAACCGCCACCGCAUUUUGAUAGGAGGAUUCCAGGCUGGGUCACCGGCUAUGUCCGGAGAUUUUGGCAGGCAAGCCAAGACCACCGCGGCACCCCUGAAGCCCCCGGUCGCGUCGUCACCCUAAUCGAACGCUCCUACUGGGAGAGCCUAACUGACCACCAUGAUAAACCCCCCGACAAAGUCUGGGGAGUUGCCUACCGCAUUAUCCCAGAACGGGUCGCUGAGGUAAAAGAGUAUCUCGACAUUCGCGAGAUUAACGGAUAUACCAUCCAUUACACACCCUUCUACCCAGCCCCGGACGUCGACUCUGCCCAGCUGCCCAACGGGAGCCGGGAGCCAUUCAAAACGCUGGUGUAUAUCGGUACCCCCGACAACGACCAGUUCGUUGGGCCGCAGGAUCCCCAAGGGCUGGCAGAGCAUAUCUAUCGGAGUGAAGGGCCUAGCGGGUUAAAUAGGGACUAUCUUUGGGGCUUGGAGCGUGCCCUGAAUGAGUUGAGCCCGGAGAGCGGAGACGACCAUGUCACGGAUCUGGCAAACCGUGUGAGAGCGAUUGCUGAGAAAGAAGGGAAGGCCGCUGAGGUGUUGGCUGGACUGGAGAAGGUGCUGGAGAAGGAGAGGAGACAUCAUGAGCAGCCACAUUUGUUUAGAAAAGUUACUAGUGUGGACGAGGAAGAGGAAACGGAGAAGAAAGAAUAG
Messenger RNA from Thermochaetoides thermophila DSM 1495, 768 nucleotides. Its product is annotated as cation transport regulator-like protein. The transcript has 5 exons. The record is from RefSeq and is a predicted model, not a curated record. Gene Ontology annotation, molecular function: gamma-glutamylcyclotransferase activity; glutathione specific gamma-glutamylcyclotransferase activity. Gene Ontology annotation, cellular component: cytoplasm. Gene Ontology annotation, biological process: glutathione catabolic process. The coding region runs from base 1 to 768 and encodes 255 amino acids. Lineage: Eukaryota; Fungi; Ascomycota; Sordariomycetes; Sordariales; Chaetomiaceae.